Messenger RNA from Arachis stenosperma, 3640 nucleotides. Its product is annotated as DNA repair protein RAD5B-like. The record is from RefSeq and is a predicted model, not a curated record. Gene Ontology annotation, molecular function: zinc ion binding; ATP-dependent chromatin remodeler activity; ATP binding. The coding region runs from base 63 to 3392 and encodes 1109 amino acids. The transcript has 18 exons. NCBI's taxonomy places the organism in Eukaryota, Viridiplantae, Streptophyta, Magnoliopsida, Fabales, Fabaceae.
UGUUCUUUUAAACUUCUCCAUUUUCAUUUUUUUCCUUUUAAGGCUCUUAUACAAUUUAACCUAUGGAGGAACAUUCAGUAACUGAAGGAAAAGAAGGAGGAGGAGCCUUCCAGAAGGUUCUAACCCCUUCCAAAAGCGACGACGUCGCAUUCUUCAACGGCAAGCCUGUCAUUGUCGCCCAGCCCCUCACAGUGGUCCGCGCCCUCACUAGCACCCGUGUCCUUGCCCCUCACAACCCUGCCGACUCGCCGAAUCAACCCAGAGGAAACGAAACAACCACCGGAAACAACGCAAAUGAGGAAAAGCCGCAAGAACAGGAAGCAGAUUCGAAACACGUUUCUUCUGAAAUACAAGAAGAAACGCGUUUCGAGGACGACGGAGAUUCUCCUUCGGAGGUGGUGAUGGAAACGCAGAUUGAGCAACAAGAGCCCGAAGGCGAAGGUAAACGCUCUAUGAUGUCGUUUGAGGAGUUUCUAAAGUCUACGAACACGAAAGUUGCGUCGGAAGAGGAGGCUCUGAAACCAGUUGCUGAGAGCGUUGUUGUUCGCGUCAAGGAGGAACCGGUAGUCGCCGACGAUGGCGACGUAGCGAUUCUGAGUUUGAAUCAAGCGCGUAAUGCUGAAGUGAAGAAGAAGGAUGAAGAGAGGAUUCCAGGACUCGAGGACGGUGAGUUCGAUGUGCCGCAAGGGUGGUUGCUUAUGGGAAGAAAGGUGGAGAUUGCUCUUUCGAUGGCGAAGGGAGUGCGGCGAUUGGUAGAUAAUGAGAUCGUUCACUUCGAUUUCCCUCGAGCUAAUUCGUCUCGCAAGUCUCAAUCCCUCGUUCGCAUCUCAACUAAGCGUUCCGGAUUGGUUGGGAGGCUUCCAAUGGAGUGGGCGAACACUGUAGUUCCUCUUGUGCAAUCUGGGUUUGUUCAGGUUCGAGGGCGAUGCAUAGGUGUACCGCAUAGCCUCAAAAUGAUGCAAGAAAUCAUGCUGUUAGUGAGCUUUUAUAUUCACCAAUCUGUAUUCACAGAAUGUGUUGAAAACUCUUGGAGCAUAGAAGCUUGUCGUAACCGUAGCUCUACCAUCAAGCCACUUCCUCAACUGUUCAAAAUGCUAGAUAUUAAACCAUAUCAGAAGGCCUAUUUCACCCCUGAUGAUGUUUCCAAAAAGCGGCCUCGAAAUACUGAGGUUGACCCAGGUGAAGCUGUAGCCUUACAUAUGAUCAAGCAAAGAAAGUUGGCUGAAUCAGGAAAGGGUGUCCAGCAGAUUCCGGAGCAGAAUGAGAAUGAACAAUCUCUUUCAGAGUCGGCUUUGAAUAAGCUCAUUGGAGCUUCAGAAAUCUAUGACCUGGAGGAGAAGGAUGCGCCACGAACACUGAAGUGUGUUCUAAAGCAUUACCAGAAACAAGCUCUCUAUUGGAUGUCAGAGAUAGAAAAUGGGAAUAGGGCCGAUAGUGCUGAGAGUAAUCUUAAUCCUUGCUGGUCUGCCUACAAAAUAUGUGAGGGAAGAAUGAUUUAUGUGAAUAUCUUCACUGGAGAAGCAACAACCACAAUUCCAAGAGCUACACAGAUGGCAAGAGGAGGGAUUCUAGCAGAUUCAAUGGGACUUGGAAAGACGGUCAUGACAAUUGCCCUGAUUCUCACUAACACAGGCAGGGUUAACUCAGAAAAUGAUAGUCUUGUCACUGGUAGGAGGAGAAGCAUAUAUAGGCCUAAUGGUGGCACUCUUAUUAUUUGUCCGGUGGCAUUAUUAGGUCAAUGGAAGGAUGAGCUUGAAACACAUUCAAAAGAAGACAGUCUCUCCAUAUUUGUUCAUUAUGGUGGGGGUAGAACCACUGAUCCUGAGUUGCUUGCAAGGCAUGAUGUUGUCUUAACAACAUAUAAUGUCCUGUCAGGAGCAUAUAAAAAUGAUGGAGAGAAUAGUAUCUACCACGGGGUCCAGUGGUACAGGGUUGUGCUAGAUGAAGCUCAUACUAUUAAAGCCCAUAAAAGCCAGGGUGCUAUGGCUGCAUUUGCUUUGACCUCACACUGCCGCUGGUGUCUAACUGGAACCCCUCUUCAGAAUAGCUUGGAAGACCUAUUCAGCCUGUUGUGCUUCUUGCGUGUUGAACCUUGGUGCAACUGGGCAUGGUGGAAUAAAUUGAUUCAAAGGCCUUACGAGAACAAUGACCCAACAGCCUUGAAAUUGGUAAAGGCCAUUUUAAGGACAAUGAUGUUAAGAAGAACUAAGGAAACUAAGGAUAAGCACGGGAGGCCCAUUCUUCUCCUGCCACCAGUUGAUACUCAUUUUGUUGAGUGUGAACAGUCAGAAUCUGAACGUGAUUUCUAUGAAGCCCUCUUCACUAGAUCUAAGGUUCAAUUUGAUCAUUAUGUUGCACAAGGAAAGGUUUUACACAACUAUGCAAAUAUCCUUGACCUGCUAUUGCAAUUGAGACGGUGUUGUAACCAUCCAUUUUUGGUUAUGUGCGGUAACUCAGAGAAAUAUGCCGACUUGAGCAGACUUGCAAGAAAAUUCUUGCAAUCAAGUGCUGAGUCACUUAACAUGUGCAGUAGUCAAAAUGAUCCACAGAAACAAGCAGAGUUGAAUAGACUUGCUAGUAAAUUCCUUAUCGAUACUGAUUCUACUUCGAGCUCCAUGCAAUCUCGUGCAUACAUUGAGGAGGUCUUGGAGCUUAUUCAAAAGGGUGAAAUCUUGGAAUGCCCUAUAUGCAUGGAGGCACCAGAUGAUCCUGUGUUUACCCCUUGUGCACAUAGGUUCUGUAGAGAAUGCCUAUUCAGUCACUGGGGGACAUCUGAGGGUGGUAAAUGUGCAAUUUGUCGUCAGCAACUCAGGAAAAGUGAUCUCAUUAUUUGUCCAUCUGAAAGCACGUUCAAGGUUGAUAUUGCAAACAAUAUGACAGAGUCUUCAAAGGUUUCAAAGCUCUUGGAUUACUUGCAAAACAUUCAGACGUCAUCCCCUGGCGAAAAAAGUAUUGUGUUCAGUCAAUGGACAUCGUUCUUUGAUCUGUUGGAGAAUCCACUGAGAAGGAGAGGAAUUGAUUUUCUGAGAUACGAUGGCAAAUUGACCCAGAAACAGAGGGAGAAUGUUCUGAGUGAAUUCAAUACAAAAGAGAUAAGGGUCUUGUUGAUGUCAUUAAAAGCUGGUGGGGUUGGCUUAAACUUAACUGCAGCCUCAAAUGUUUUUAUUAUGGAUCCAUGGUGGAAUCCAGCAGUUGAGGAACAAGCAAUAAUGAGAAUUCAUCGCAUUGGACAGAAGCGAAGGGUUGUUGUUAGAAGAUUCAUUGUCAAGGGCACAGUGGAAGACCGCUUGCAACAAGUGCAGGCCAGAAAAGAGAGAAUGAUAGCGGGUGCCCUUACUGAUGAUGAUGUUCGGACUGCUAGGAUUCAAGAUCUCAAAAUGCUAUUCACAUGAGAAUUUAUUAUUUUGGGGUAGAUGACUCGAGUCAAUAUUGUCUAUUAUCUAUUUUAUAUUCCGGGGUACUAUUGUAAUUCAGUGCUUCACAUCUUCAAAUGAAGCACAUUUUUUGUAUAGCUGAGUAGGGUCGUAUAAACAUUAUUGGAGCUUCUUUCUCAUAUGUUAGUCUGAAUUGGAUGACCUAAAGAAAAUAGUCUACUCGAAAAAGAAAAAGCAAGCUGUUUCCCAAAUCUUGAGGUAUUAUU